Cryptococcus amylolentus CBS 6039 is the source of this 606-nucleotide messenger RNA. RefSeq lists its product as hypothetical. Bases 1 to 606 code for a protein of 201 amino acids. The record is from RefSeq and is a predicted model, not a curated record. The transcript has 3 exons. NCBI's taxonomy places the organism in Eukaryota, Fungi, Basidiomycota, Tremellomycetes, Tremellales, Cryptococcaceae.
AUGAGUCGCGUCAGCCCAAAACAGAGAAAGCUCGCCAAGUACCACCGCAUGGCCUGCUUGGCCAUUGCCCUCGGCCUUCCUUUCAAGGCCUCUCUCAUCAACAUGUACACCGCGCUUGCCCGCUCUCGAUACAUGAAGAGACCCAAAGUAUAUGGCAAAGCGACUUCAAAUCGCCGAUCUGUCUCAGGCAAUCGUAAGGCGCCUCACAAACCCAAGACUCCUCUCAGUCUCCAUGACUCUGCUGGUAAGGGAUGUUGGGAUAGAGACCCGAGGUCGUUAUGGUCCCGUAACAGUUACCUUUGUCCCGUUACCUUCACUACGUUCCCCACCAUUCUGGACGAUAACAGGCUUCCCAACCGAGAAGGCCACCACCUCCCCGCUAAUGCAUCAAAUGCAGGCAGUCAAGCAGACAGCGGGGUAGUCACAGCCCAAGACGUUACGGAGACACAUACUGAAAGCCAGACUGUUGCUGACGAUGAUGUGGAAAGUACCGUUGCAGAAAUUGAGUCGAGAGGUAAUCAAACGGCGACUUCUCGAGUGCCAGUUGGUGACGGUCACACUGUAUUGUCAAUCCAGUCGAGUAUGACGUACCAACGCUACCUUUAA